Molecule: messenger RNA, 1428 nt
Organism: Symbiodinium natans
Lineage: Eukaryota; Dinophyceae; Suessiales; Symbiodiniaceae
Source: the annotation of a GenBank genome assembly
AUGCGAACCUUGCUGCUGCUGCAGGCUACUGGAGUGCUCUCCUUCGUAGUUCCUUGGCAGAUCACCCGGGCGGUCUCAUCACUCUUGGGGCCUGAGGCUCUGGCUGCCUAUGCCCUGGGCCAGCUGACCGGGAACCUCACCGGCCGCAGCAUCGUGAACGGCCUUCUCUUGGCCUAUGACACUUUGGGAGCACAGGCCUUCGGGCGUGGAGAGUUCCGUGAAGUCGGCGUGCUGAUGCUGCGCGCAGUGCUCCUGGCGGCCGUGCUCCUGACGCCUGUCGCUGUGGCUUGGAGUUGGGCUGAGAAGUGCUUCCUCAUGCUCGGUCAGGAGCCCUUUGUGGCAUCCUACGCUGCGCGGUACUUGCAGAUUUUCCGCUUCAGCAUAGUCCCUGUGGCGCUGUUUGAGGUGUUCCGCCGCUUUGCCCUAAGCCAGGGCAUCGCCUGGCCAUUCACGGCUGCUACUAUUGCCUCCAACAUCUUCGUGGCCCUAGCGGCCGCACCGAUGCUUAGCCUUUGGGGCUUCGAUGGCAGCGCACUGCUCCAUUUGGGCGCUGUGACCGUGCAGGCUGCAGCAGGUUUGCUGUACCUGGCAAUCCGCAGGCCUGGUGAAGCGACGCAGGCAUUGCCUGGACUUCUUCAGGGAGUCCGUGAUGCCGCGAGAACAGAUGGGCUCUGCGAGUUCCUGAAGCUUGCAGUGCCUGGAGUUCUGUCCAUGACAGAAUGGUGGUUCUGGGAAGUCACUUGCUUCCGCGCUGGUGUCUUUGGUGCACACUCCCUGGCUGCCCACACGGUGGCCUACAUGGCAGUGCCCAUCCUCUUCCAAGUUCCUCGAGGCAUCCAGAUGGGCUUUGUGGCCCGUGCAGGGGCACUUUUGGGCGAAGGUCGAGGAAAGGCCGCCAAGAAGGUGGCCCUCGGAGGGCUGGCUGUGGGAGUUCUGUUUGUGCUCAUGGAUGCAGCGCUCGUUUGGGCAGCGCAAGAGGAGUACAUCGCGCAGAUGGCAGGCUCCUCUAACGAGCUCACCGUCAUCUGCCGGAAGAUUUGGCCGUUCGUCAUCUUCUUCCUCGUCGUGGAUGGGCUCUUCCCCUUGAAUCAAGGAAUUUGCAACAUCCACUCACAUCAGGGGCGAGUUUCUGUCUCCAUGAUUCUCAGCCUCUGGGUCGUGGGUGUGCCGAUCACCAUUUCCAGCGCGGACUUGGUCAGCCUUUGGCAGAUUUUUCCCCUUUGCUACAUCCUGCUGAACGCCUUGUUGGUCAUGUCCUAUGCCUGCUCUGACUGGGAACUAGCCGCCCAGCGAGCUUCACACAAGGCUGAAGUCCCUAUCGGCGCGGACAUGGAGAAGGCGAACAUCUCAAAGUUCGAUUCGCCGAACUCCAAGAAUCUGCAGCCGCAGGUCCUAGGCGUGGAGGAUGUGCAGAACAUCGACAGCUGA